Molecule: messenger RNA, 933 nt
Organism: Spea bombifrons (plains spadefoot toad)
Lineage: Eukaryota; Metazoa; Chordata; Amphibia; Anura; Pelobatidae
Product: olfactory receptor 11A1-like
Exons: 1
Coding region: 1-933 (310 amino acids)
Biological process (GO): G protein-coupled receptor signaling pathway
Cellular component (GO): membrane
Molecular function (GO): olfactory receptor activity; G protein-coupled receptor activity
Source: RefSeq, a predicted model, not a curated record
AUGCUUAAAAUCAACGUGACCAAAGUGAUAGAAUUCACACUUUGGGGAUUUCAGGACAUCGAGAUUUUUAGCCCUGCGCUGUUUGUUCCAUUCCUUUUGAUCUACAUCUUGACAUUGUUCGGGAACCUGCUGAUCAUUGCGUUGGUGCUGAAGGUUCAAACUCUGAAGUCCCCCAUGUAUUUCUUCCUCACUCAGUUAUCGUUGUGUGAUAUCCUGCUCACAACAAAUACGGUUCCUAAUAUGCUCCAUGUUCUACUCAAAAGAGGAAGCAAGAUAUCUAUUGCUGGCUGCCUCACACAGUAUUUCUUCUAUAGUGUUUCAGCUUCUGCUGAGAGUCUUCUUCUCACAGUGAUGUCCUAUGACCGGUAUUUAGCCAUCUGCCGGCCACUCCAUUACACAUCAGUCAUGGAUCUAAGGCUUCAGUCUCAUCUAGUUUUUUGGUCUUGGCUUCUACCCUUUAUGGUAGGAGUACUCACUGUUUUGCAAAUACUUAACCUACAGUUCUGUGGCCCCCAUAUAAUUGACCAUUACUUCUGUGAUAUAGCCCCUAUCCUGGAGCUCUCUUGUUCUGAUCAUAACAACAUUGAUCUCACAUACUUUAUCCUAGCUAUAAUGUUUGCUCUUAUCCCAUUUGGCUUCAUAGUGUGCACGUAUGUGUUCAUUUUUAGCGCCAUCUUUGGAAUUUCAUCCAGUAGCGGGAAAGAGAAAGCCUUCUCCACCUGCAGCUCUCACUUGAUCGUGGUGUGUACGUACUACGGGACUCUUAUUACAAUUUACAUGGUCCCCACCAAGGGACACUCAUUUAAUGUCAAUAAAGUUAUCUCUCUCCUAUAUACUUUAGCAACUCCUUUUUGUAACCCAAUUAUAUACAGCCUCAGGAACAAACAGAUUAAAAAAUCUUUGAUGAAAGGCUUCCUGGAUGUUGCCGGGUGA